AUGAACUCCCGUUUACGAGCCUUAGGCGGGAGGAUAAAUAACAUACGAGCGUCAGAACUACCAAAAGAGAAAACCCGGUCAGAGAUAAUCUGUAACGUCCACUUUUUGGAUGGCUCUGUACAAAGCUUCAAAGUCAACAAACAAGACACUGGACAGAUCUUGUUGGAUAUGACCUAUAACCAGUUGGGUGUGACGGAGAAGGAAUAUUUUGGUUUACAGCAAAAUGAAACUUCAGUAGAGUCACCUCGAUGGCUUGAACCAAACAAACCUAUUAGGAAACAGUUAAAAGGAGGUUUUCCCUGCACCCUUCAUUUUCGUGUAAGGUUUUUUAUACCUGACCCUAACACACUUCAGCAAGAACAAACCAGGCACUUAUUCUUCCUGCAGUUGAAGACUGAUAUUGUGGAAGGAAGGUUGUCGUGCCCCAUUAAUUCUGCUGUUGUCCUGGCAUCAUAUGCAGUACAAUCGCAACUUGGAGACUAUAAUGCUUCAGUACAUCAUUCAGGAUAUCUGUCAAAUUACAACUUUAUACCAGAGCAGAACAAAGAUUUUCUCACCAAAGUAGAAUCACUACAUGAGCAACACAGUGGCCUCAAGCAAUCUGAAGCAGAGUCUUGCUACAUAAAUAUAGCACGAACACUUGAAUUCUAUGGAGUGGAAUUGCAAAGUGGUAGAGAUCUCCAUAAUCUAGAUCUCAUGAUUGGGAUUGCAUCCGGUGGAAUCGCUGUAUAUAGAAAACUGAUCUGCACAAGCUUCUAUCCCUGGGUGAACAUAUUAAAAAUUUCCUUUAAAAGGAAAAAGUUUUUUAUACAACAACGACAAAAACAUAAUGAAUCCAGAGAGCAUAUUGUUGCCUUCAACAUGUUAAAUUACAGAGCAUGCAAAAAUUUAUGGAAAUCUUGUGUAGAGCAUCACACGUUUUUUCAGGCGAAGAAGUCACUACCUCAUGAAAAAAAGAUACUGUCCCAUUAUUGGACCCUGGGUUCUAGAAAUCCAGCAAAGUCUGUAAACAGCCAGUACUGCAGAAAAGUUAUAGGUGGGAUGGUUUGGAACCCAUCUAUGAGACGAUCUUUAUCUGUUGAGCAUCUAGAGACCAAAAGCCUUCCUUCUCGAUCACCUCCUGUUACCCCUAAUUGGCGGAGUCCUAGACUACGUCAUGAAAUUCGUAAACCACGACACUCGUCUGUAGAUAACCUUACAAAUGAGAUUAGUUACAUUACUGAAACGGAGGAUGUUUUUUAUACAUAUAAGGGCUCUCCAACAUCAAAGGACAGUGAUUCGGAGUUCUCUCAGAACCGUAGCCCACAGAGGAGGAAUGUAUUGGGAAACAGUCCAACGCAGAGUUCUCUGACCCGUAUCUCGCCUAAAGCCUUGGCUCGGUCUCCCAAUGGAGUUGGUAACGUUUCUGUCUCUUACCCAUUGGAAGGGGUGGAUAAACAGUUCUUAGAAACAUAUGAUACCGUGACAAAAAGCAGCUCAACGGAAGAUUCCAGUCAAUACUACUGCGAUAAGAAUGACCUAAUUGAGGGAGAUUUACUUUUGGUGCGUAUCAUACCAGAUGAAGAUGGGAAGUUUGGAUUUAAUCUAAAGGGUGGUGUAGAUCAAAAAAUGCCAUUAGUGGUAUCAAGAAUAACUCCAGGAUCACCUGCUGAUAAAUGCAAUCCAAAACUGAAUGAAGGUGAUCAGAUAGUAUUAAUUAAUGGCCGAGAUAUCUCAGAGCACACGCAUGACCAGGUGGUCAUGUUCAUAAAAGCCAGCAGAGAAUCUCACACGAGAGAGCUUGCACUUUUGGUCAGGCGGAAAGUAGUUAAACAGUUUGUGGACCCUAAAUCAGAAGACGAAGCUGAUUCCCACAAUCUUCCAGAAUCUCUUCUUCCCAUCUGUUCUGAAUAUGGUGGUGAUACACUGGAGGAGUCUAUGGAGCAGCUAAGGAGAGGGCUGGAAAGUGGGACUGUCCUUAUUCAGUUUGAGCAACUUUAUAGAAAGAAACCAGGCCUGGCUGUUACAUGUGCAAAGGUACCUCAGAAUAUGGACAAGAAUAGAUACAAAGAUGUUCUACCUUAUGAUGCCACAAGGAUAAUAUUGCAAGGAGAUGAAGAUUACAUUAAUGCGAAUUACGUGAAUAUGGAAAUUCCUUCUGUGGGCAUUGUGAACAGGUACAUUGCUACUCAGGGGCCUCUUCCACACACAUGUGCACACUUCUGGCAAGUAGUCUGGGAUCACAAAUUGUCACUGAUCAUCAUGUUAACAACUCUCACUGAACGAGGACGGACCAAAUGUCAUCAGUAUUGGCCUGAUCCACCAGAUGUAAUGGAAUAUGGCAGCUUUCGUGUCAGGUGCCACUCUGAAGAUUGUACGAUUGCUUAUGUUGUUAGAGAAAUGGUGAUUACACAUGUUGAGACAGAACAACAACACACCAUCACCCAUCUCCAGUACGUUGCUUGGCCUGAUCAUGGUGUUCCUGAUGAUUCCAUGGACUUUUUGGAGUUUGUGACCUGUAUGAGGCCAAAGAGAGUAGAGAACGAGCCGGUCCUUGUUCACUGCAGCGCUGGAAUCGGUCGCACUGGUGUAUUGGUCACUAUGGAAACAGCUAUGUGCUUAAUUGAAAGAAACCAACCUGUUUAUCCGCUGGAUAUUGUACGAAAAAUGCGAGACCAGCGAGCUAUGAUGGUGCAAACAUCAAGUCAAUACAAAUUCGUCUGUGAAGCUAUUCUUCGUGUUUACAAAGAAGGAUUGGUUCGACCACUGGAUUCCAGUUAGCACAACGGUGAAGGAUGAAUUAUUUUCUUCCCUAAAAAGACUGCUCUUUAAGUAAAGCAAGGGCUUGUUUCUGAAAGCAACUAAAAUGGACUAGAAGCCCGUGAAGAGACACAUGAGCACAUUUGAACUGUGGCACUUUAAAUUUCUCAAGGAGAUUGCUAAAUCAUGUACAGUAUAACAAAGUCAUGUAGAUAAAUAUACAAGAGCAAUUUUGUGUGUAAUAUGCUUUAUUCACAUAGACAACCAUAAACAAUCAUGGAAACUUUAAUACGUAUCUUUUACUGCCUUAAAACACCCUUCACUUUGGAAGUUACAAAGGUACACGUGUUUCCUUUGAACUAGAAAAAAAGAAAUCUUGUAGUAUUGAAAUGAUUCCGCUUAGGAAGUUGUUUAAUAUCUUUGGAUUGUAUGAAAGUUCAUUGAAGGUGAAUGUUUGUAACUUAUUUGGGCACUAAAUGUUCAUGGAAAUGUAACCUUGACUUCUAAAAGGCUGAUGAAGAGCUUUAAAGGCUAAUGCAUAACUACUGUACGUUGAGAGCUGGAGAAAUUAAGUAUUCAGUUACCAUAAAUCUAUUAGUAAGUAUGCCAGCUGUUAUGAUAUGCU
Messenger RNA from Leptosomus discolor (cuckoo roller), 3364 nucleotides. RefSeq names its product protein tyrosine phosphatase non-receptor type 3 (gene PTPN3). The record is from RefSeq and is a predicted model, not a curated record. Gene Ontology annotation, cellular component: cytoskeleton; cytoplasmic side of plasma membrane; cytoplasm. Gene Ontology annotation, biological process: protein dephosphorylation. NCBI's taxonomy places the organism in Eukaryota, Metazoa, Chordata, Aves, Leptosomiformes, Leptosomidae. Gene Ontology annotation, molecular function: cytoskeletal protein binding; protein tyrosine phosphatase activity.